This is a messenger RNA of Diospyros lotus (date-plum), 3425 nucleotides long. RefSeq lists its product as uncharacterized. The transcript has 15 exons. Bases 199 to 2856 code for a protein of 885 amino acids. Gene Ontology annotation, cellular component: spliceosomal complex. NCBI's taxonomy places the organism in Eukaryota, Viridiplantae, Streptophyta, Magnoliopsida, Ericales, Ebenaceae. Gene Ontology annotation, biological process: mRNA processing; regulation of mRNA splicing, via spliceosome. The record is from RefSeq and is a predicted model, not a curated record. Gene Ontology annotation, molecular function: RNA binding.
AAGAGCUGGAUCCAGACACAAGCCUGCCUUGCUUCACAUAGACAUAGUGCAGGCCAAAUACCAGAAACAACCCGUGAAUUCGAUAAACAGGGGGAGACCCAACCCUAAUCCAUCCGACUCAGAACUCAGAAGAACCACCUCUCCUUAGCUCCUCUAUCUCAACCAGACGCCUCGCACCCUCCAUCCGAAACCCUAGAAAUGUCGGGCGGGUUUUUCCGGGGGACGUCGGCCGAGCAGGACACUCGGUUCUCGAACAAGCAAGCCAAGCUGCUGAAGUCUCAGAAAUUCGCUCCUGAAUUGGAGCAUAUGGUGGACACGACGAAGGUGAAGAUGGAUGUUAUGAGACCGUGGAUUGCAAACCGGGUGACUGAACUUCUUGGAUUCGAAGACGAAGUUCUUAUCAACUUCAUCUACGGCCUCUUGGAUGGAAAGGAAGUCAAUGGGAAGGAGAUUCAGAUUUCCCUUACUGGAUUCAUGGAGAAAAAUACCGGGAAGUUCAUGAAAGAGCUUUGGACGCUUCUUCUCAGCGCUCAAAAGAAUGUUAGUGGUGUCCCUCAACAGUUUCUUGACGCCAAAGAAGAAGAGACCAGAAAGAAGAAGGCUGAGACUGAUAGGAUUUCAAGUGAAAUUCAAAAGAAGAAAGAGAAGGAGGGUAGAGAACUCGAGCAAGAGAAGAUGAGGAAGAUGGAUGGCGAGGAUGACAUCUCAAGAGCUAAUAACACCAAUCUGGAACCAAGCUCCCAGCAUCAAUUGAGGACUUCUCAUGCUCAUUAUGCAGAUGAGAAAGACACUAGUGAAAGGAAUGGUUCAAGAGGAAUGAUCAGGAAAACUAGAUCUCCCCAUUCAGCUGACCGUACCUCAUCUUCACCUCGAAAAACACAUUCCAGAUCAGUUAGCAAGUCAUUUUCAAAUUCCAGAAGUUACUCACAUGACAGACACAGGUCAAGAAGUUUAUCCAAAUCACCUCAUCCAAGAAGACGCUCCAUUUCUUCAGACAGGGUAUAUCGCUCUCCUCCAAGACGGUCUGUUACUCCUCGUAGGAGGUAUUCACCUCGGAGAUCUCUUUCGCCUGCAAGACGUUUAUCAUCUUAUUCUAGGCGAAGAUCUACAUCACGUUCAUAUCGUAGAUCCCCGUCUCCUAUACGACAUAGAUUGCGUUCCCCUAUAAGGCGUAGAUCACGUUCUCCAAUUAGACGGAGGUCACCAACGCCUGUGCGACGUAGAUCCAUAACGCCCAUGCGAUAUAGAUCACGUUCACCCAUGCGGAAAAGGUCCCCAUCUGCAGUGCGGAGGAGAUAUUACUCGCCAGUUCGACGUAGAUCACCCUCUAGAUCUCCAUCUCCUGCAAGGCGGCGGUAUCGGAGAUCUCCAUCCACUCCACAACGCAGGUCUCUGUCCCCAGUUCGACGUAGGUCUCCUAUUCCAAGCCAAAGGAGAUUACUGAGUCCUGCUAAACGUAGGUCUCCUUCUCCAGAGGAGUGGAGUUCACCCUCUCCAGUGCGCCGUCAAUCCCCUUCACCAGGAAUGAGGAGGUCACCAAAACAUCAGAGUUCACCUGUGCACUCUCCCAGAGGAAGAAUCAGAAUCUUUGAGCAUAUAUCUCCCGUUCGGCAUGCUCGUGCUACUGAAAUUGCUAGUAAAUCUGCUGAGAUUCAGAAAGAACCUGAUUCUGUGGUGCGCCGGCCACUCACCUCUUUGAGGUCACCACAGAGAGAUCCAAGGGAGCAAGACAAUUCCCAUAAAAAAGCAUCAUCUUCGUCGCCCUCACCGUAUAGGUCUGAGUCUCCUUUAGAAUCUCCACCAGGCAUUAAGAGAAGAAGUCCUAGCGAAGAUAGGAGGUCAUAUAGCCCACAUGAGAGUCCUUUAAAGAAAACUGUGGAACGGAGAACCCGAGAUAACAGUGCUAGUCCUCCUCAGAAACCAAGAUAUCAAAGACAACGUAAUGAAAGUUUGGAAACUGGUGGAAAGGAGGAAGAAAAUAACUAUUCCAGGGAUAACGGGGAUCAAAAGCUCAAGUCUUCAGGAAAGAAAUCUGCAUAUUCAUUGAGGGUUGAUGAGCAUAAAGAUUCAUUUGACAGGGUUCGUCACAAGGAUGAGUCUCCUGAAAGAACAGGUCGUCAUCAGUCUAAUGAAAUUCAGAGUCACGCUGAUGGCUUGGAGUUGAGGAAGAAAGACCAGGAGAUAAGGAGUGAGAAGAUUUCUAGGAGGUUGCCUGCUCAAGCUUCUGAUCAACAAAGGUCUCCAACAGUUCAUAAAAUUUCCUCACCAAAUGAGAUGCAACGGAUGUCAUACCAUGGAGAAACUCAUAAAACUGAUGAGAAAAACCAUACUCGUUCAAAAGAGUUCAAGGGCAGCAAGCUGCUUGAUGAAAUGGUCUCUACAGUUAAGUCCACCAGAAAGGUUGACGAGAAAGAUAGAAGUAGUUCCUUGAUUACUGGCUCUCAGGAAAGUGACAAGUACCGCCCUGAAAUUCAUGAGAGAAGAAAACAUAAAAGGUCCAGAAAGCAAGAUGUAGCAUCAGAUGAUAGUGAUGAUGAUUCUGAGAUAGAGGAUAGAAAGGAGGCAAAGAAAAGAAGGAAGGAGGAGAAGAGAUUGAGAAAAGAGGAGAGACGUCGGCGGAGAGAAGAGCGGCGUCGCAGGAAGGAAGAGCGUCGUGCAGAGAAGCUGAAAGCAAAAUCAGUUGACAUUGGUACUCCACCUUCAGAUCGUGAUGCUUCUGAUGGUGAACAAAUUGUGAGGAUGGAGUCUGGUGCUGGUGGUGCUGAAGAGGCUGAGUCUGAGCAGAAGAAGCUUGAGAUUGAAUUGCGGAAAAAGGCCCUUGAAUCUCUUAGAGCAAAAAAGGGCAUUGGCCAUUAAAUUCAUUAUGCUUUAGAACUUUCAACUGUUGUUUUAACAUUUUAGUCUUGCUAAUCAGUGAUCUUUAAAGUUACCGGAACUAAGUUUUGAAUGAGAAUGUGCUAUUGAUAGCUGUUUAAUGUUGUCUAUGUUUGCUGCUCGCAGCUGAAAUGGACAAAUGACGAUUUCCUGAGUCUCUUGAGUGCAACUUUAUGCAGACCUUACUGCUUGAUAUUCUGAUGAGAAUAUUGUCAACUAGUUGACUUCGUUGAGCAGAUCUUAUGCAGCUCCACGUUUUGAACUUCUAAUCAGCUUGAGAGUUGUUCCUGAAACUUUGUUUUAUAAAAUUCUCCAUGGUGCUUUAGCUUCUGUUCAUGCUGUCCGGACGUUGACAUCAGCUGUUAAAAUCUAUUCAGACGGCUUCAUGUAUGUAUGUAUAUACUCUGGUUAAUACUCUAUAACAAAUUCCAAAUGAUUUCUCCCGUUUAUUUGUAGCUGUUAUUAACCAACGCAGUUAUUGUAUGGCUUUUGCUUGCCACUGUCUGUUAAUUCAGAUGCUUAUUAUCCAGAACCGGAACUUGACUAAUCAA